This is a messenger RNA of Aaosphaeria arxii CBS 175.79, 969 nucleotides long. RefSeq lists its product as uncharacterized. NCBI's taxonomy places the organism in Eukaryota, Fungi, Ascomycota, Dothideomycetes, Pleosporales. The record is from RefSeq and is a predicted model, not a curated record. The transcript has a single exon. The coding region runs from base 226 to 771 and encodes 181 amino acids.
CUAUUGGUAUGGGUAUGGAUAUGGGUAUGGGUAUGGGUUUGGGUUUGGUUGUGGUUGUCACUCGUGCAUCUCGCUCGAUAUUACGCAUCGGUCUGUUCCACAGCAUGUCUUCUUCUUCUGCUUCUUCCUCCAAGGGGCAAACCACGCUUGCCAAUAAUUUCCGAGAUGUUUCCAUAUUGGAUAGUUAUUGCCCAUGGCUAUUACUAAGCCCUCGAAUGACUUGACAUGUUGCAGAAAUGGGGAGCGGAGUUGUGUAGUCCAUGCUGCAGUCUCCUGGGAAGUGCCGAUUCGAUAUGCAGCCAUCCUGCCUGCUUGCAUGAUUGCACGUCUGUCAGCAUAUCGAACAAAAUGCCGUAUCCAAUCCAAGGUGCCAAAGCGUGCAAAACGCAAACGACGGAACGGACCCAACAUCGGGGAAAGGGAAAGGGGACAAAAGAGUGUACUCUGUGCCUUCAAACAUGCAGAACCAUAAACGAAGGGUUUCUUGAAGCCGUCAUCAUCGGAUGCGGUCCGCAUGUGAAACAUAAUCCAGCAGAUAACACCCCUGAUUGGGCCGGUUCCUCCAUGCUUUUGACUCUGGCUGUUGCUAAUUCGAGCGAUAUGGCGGUUUUUCUACCGUGUUCCCGCGCCUCUUCCCUCGACACAUCACAUCCAUCCAUAUCAAUCCUUCCUUCUUCACCGUUUGGGUACUACCCACCACGACUGUGUCACAUUGCACCGGGAUUGCUCCUCUUUCCCAACUCAACACCAUCGACCACAACCGGAUUAUAAACAUGGAAAACGUUUCGCUCCACCGGGGCGGCAUAUACGAGUGAAACAAGGCGAGCCGCGCGCCAUCUCAAACAUGGCAACUAAUGGACUCUUUCCCUCGCCCACACACCCACUACCACUACCACCAAUAUUAUCACACGCUGCUUCCUCUUUGCUGCUUCCCACGUAGCUGUAGCUAUAUCCGUAGCCUCGUCUACG